UUUGCUUUCAAGAGGUCGGCGGGUCAACAAAAAUGUGUUAGUGUUGUUCUAGUACGUAGACUUGGAAAAUAUUAUUCGUCAUCAUGGUUUUUGCUCUUUGGCUUUAAAUAUAAUCUUGUUUCGUAUGCAUGUCAACAAAUAUAAGACUCAGAGCAAAUUCCAUGCCCCUUCUUGAAAUUCUUCUAACCACUCUGUUCUAAGUGGAUAUGUAUAUAUAUGCAUGUUAACGGCUCUGGUAGCUAAUCUACUCUGAUCUGUCUAUUGCAUAAUAAUUAUGUUGUAUAUUUUAUAUUACUAUAUAUUUAUAACGAUAUGCAGAAGUUGACUGAUAGGUUUUGCAGAUAUUUAUUGCUCACAUCAAAUUAUUUUAAUAGCAGGACACAUAUCAGAAAAUACUCACAUUUAAGUUGUAAGAGAAAGUCAUGCACUGUGGACAGAGUUCAAAUAUCGAAUUUUGGACAAAUAUACAUCCCCGGCCAUCAAGUGCAAUCAUAUGCAAAUGCAAAACCAAGGUUUCGUUUGAAGAGACUUACAUUAAAAUCCGAUGAUUUAAAUAAGAUAAAACAAAUGAGUGAACCUUGGCAGCCCACUCCAAACCAUGUUAGCUAUGGAGGACAGUUUAUUGAAAUUUCUAGCGAUGACGACAGUGCCACUGAAGCCUGGCAGGAGAGCUACAGUAGGGGGUCUACAAGUUGUGCUAGUCAAACUCUGAAUUCUUCAAAUAUACCGCCAGAUUUUCGGGUCUGGGAGUCAAUUGGCAAAACUACUAAAUACAGCAGUGGUAACCCAUUGAGGUUUCGCGUGCUGUCGUACAACGUAUUAGCGCAGUAUCUGUUAGAAUGUCAUCCGUACUUGUACACAGAGUGCACGCCUCGGAACUUGAAGUGGAAGGUCCGAGCGGCGCGACUAUAUGACGAAAUAUUGAAGUUGGCGCCCGACAUUUUAUGUCUACAAGAAGUACAAGCGUCUCAUCUAAACAGUUUUUACUCUAAAUUUGAGAAAAUUGGUUACUCUGGAAUAUUUAAAAGAAAAACGGGACACCGGCACGAUGGAUGCGCCAUUUAUUUCAAACACUCGCUUUUUGAAAUGCAAGAUACUGUCAGUGUGGAGUUCUACCAACCGGAGCUCCCGAUCCUCAACCGAGACAACAUAGGCAUGAUGGUGAAGCUGGUUCCGCGGCACUGCCCCGACACCCCCAUAGUGGUGGUCACCACUCACCUGCUCUACAACCCCAAGCGCACCGACGUCCGGCUGGCUCAGAUGCAGGUGUUGCUGGCUGAGAUUGACAGAUUUGCGUAUUUCGACAAUGGGAGAGAAUCGGGUCAUAUACCCGUGAUCUUGACCGGAGACUUUAACUCGACGCCGGAUAGUGCUGUCGUCAGGCUGCUCGACAAGGGACAAGUAAGCGCUAGUCCGUUCCGGGACAGCUCGGAUUGGAAGAAAAUUGGAGUGACAGAUAACUGCCAACAUCUCUCCGUUUACUUGAACCGGUCCAAAGGAUUGCCUACUGAUUUCUGCAUGACAAAGAUAUACAAUUCUGAAUACCGGGCCAAUUUGCCGGAGCUGGAGGACGCGUCAGCCAGCCGCGGCGAGGAGUACGGCGAGCUGUUCAACAGCGGCGCGGUCGGCCACGGCUUCAACCUGGCCUCCGUGUACGACAAGGUCAAGCACGACGGCAGCCCCGAGGCCACCACCUUCCAGGACUACUGGGUCACGGUGGACUACAUUUAUUUUAGCUGCUGUAGCAGCUUGAAGCUGGUGGAGAGGCUCCGGCUGCCGACGGCAGCCGAGUGCCAGGCGCUGGGCAAGCUGCCCAACGACGUGUACGGCUCGGAUCACCUCGUCCUCGGCGGGACUUUCGAGCUCAAGCCACUCCAAUCUUCCUUAUAACGUAUCCUUCAACAUAAUUA
Messenger RNA from Cydia fagiglandana, 1910 nucleotides. RefSeq names its product protein angel homolog 2 (gene angel). The coding region runs from base 313 to 1890 and encodes 525 amino acids. Gene Ontology annotation, molecular function: 3'-5'-RNA exonuclease activity. NCBI's taxonomy places the organism in Eukaryota, Metazoa, Arthropoda, Insecta, Lepidoptera, Tortricidae. The transcript has 10 exons. The record is from RefSeq and is a predicted model, not a curated record.